Molecule: messenger RNA, 1059 nt
Organism: Penicillium hordei
Lineage: Eukaryota; Fungi; Ascomycota; Eurotiomycetes; Eurotiales; Aspergillaceae
Product: SEC14 family lipid-binding protein
Exons: 4
Coding region: 1-1059 (352 amino acids)
Source: RefSeq, a predicted model, not a curated record
AUGGCCGCUAGUCAACCAAACAUCGGCAUUCCCCCUGAGCAUGAGGCUUCGUUCGAAGCUUUCACUCAAUCUACUCAGGAAAAGGGGUUGUUGGAUCGGCCCGAGAGUCUGGAAACCCGGGAUCUGUGCGACGGGCUAUCAGAUCCUCCCACCCUUCUGCGAUUCCUAGUCGCCCGUCGAUUUGACCCCGAUGAUGCUCUCAAGCAGUUCCAGGAGGCAUGCAAAUUCCGUGAAGAGAAGCGUAUCCUCAGGCUUUACGAUUUAAUCGACAUUGCCGAUUUCGAGGAGGCUCGUCAAAUUUACCCCCAUUGGACUGGUCGUAGGGACAAAAAAGGGCUACCCAUUAUCAUGCUCGACUUAGAUUGUCUUGACAAAGAUGCCGUUGCACGCUGGGAAACGACGCGGAAAAACAGUCGCUGGAUAAAUUCCCAAUCCGAAAAAGUCGAAAAACCAACUCCCGACAUGUUGCAACUGGCCUCUGUAUACCAUGAAAGUCUCGUUCGGUUCAUCCUUCCGCUUUGCUCGAUGAUGACAGACAGGCCGAACCCUUCAGUUCCGGUGACCAAUUCGAUCUAUCUUGUGGAUGCGUCCAAUUUGAGCUUAAAGCAAGCAUGGGGGUUGAGAUUCUUUGCCCAAGAGAUCAGUGGGCUGUUGUCGACAUGUUACCCAGAGACUAUUCAACGUGCCUUUGUAUGCAAUGCGCCCUCGUAUUUUAGCACAAUCUGGAGGUACGUCAAGGGCUAUAUCGACCCUCAUACUGCAGAAAAGAUCGAGGUGCUCAUGGGUCCGGAGGUCCUUCCCACCCUCAGAGAGUAUAUGGACGAUGCCAGCAUUCCAGCCAAGUUUGGAGGUAAAUUUGAAUUUACCAAUGGAAUGCUGCCGGAUCUCGACGAUAAUAUCCAGCAGCUUAUGAACCCAGAUUCGUCCAAGCCCCUGCCUCCUGGGCCCAUAAAAUGGAUCCAAGACUCAGAUGGUAGACAAACUGCAUUGGCUGUUGGCAGCAAUGCUGGAUCUGAGAGAAACGAUAAGAUCGCAAUACUUGAUCGAGUUGGGCAAUAA